AUGGGGGAAGUGAGAUCGCACAGACAACGCGAAUAUAUUGGAAAAUACGAGGCGCCAUCGCUGACGGCUUUACCAGACUGUACUCAGUUGUCGGAGCUGGAAACUCAAUUGGUGGCACUUACAUUCCCGGAGGCCAUCGCAGGGUAUGGGGACGGCACACGAGCGCCGGUGUUACGGGAAGUGGUACCGCCGGAUCCUGUCGCAAAUGCACAAGCUGAGGAAACCGCUUUGGCGGUGUCCGGAAUGAAUGUGACGCUCACGACUCGCUCAUCCCGCAGAGGCGGGCAUUUGGGGGAUCGUGGACGUAAUAUUAGGACUGAAAAAAAAAUCGAAUUUCUGCGGCGGGUACAUCGCAUUCACAACUCUCAUUAG
This is a messenger RNA of Peronospora farinosa, 372 nucleotides long. Lineage: Eukaryota; Oomycota; Peronosporomycetes; Peronosporales; Peronosporaceae. The record is from the annotation of a GenBank genome assembly.